Molecule: messenger RNA, 2008 nt
Organism: Medicago truncatula (barrel medic)
Lineage: Eukaryota; Viridiplantae; Streptophyta; Magnoliopsida; Fabales; Fabaceae
Product: anamorsin homolog
Exons: 10
Coding region: 154-1419 (421 amino acids)
Biological process (GO): iron-sulfur cluster assembly
Cellular component (GO): cytoplasm
Molecular function (GO): iron-sulfur cluster binding
Source: RefSeq, a predicted model, not a curated record
UAGUAAACCCUGCCUCUUUCUUCCUCAAAACAAAAUCGCACAAUUUUAAAGCGAGUCGACAACUUGUUUUUCGUCUCUAUCUCAAUUCUCGAAGCUUCUAUUAGAUUUCUCUUCACGCUUUCUCUUUCACUUCAACUUCAACAUCUCAUCGCAAUGGAUGCUGCAAAGAUGUACGGUGCUGUGUUGGCAUGCACGGAUGAAGCAGUUCUUCCUGUUAGUCAAGUGUUUGAUGCGAUUAGAGAACUUGGGAAUGAAGGGGUUGAGAAAUUGGAUCCUCUUGUCAUCACAUCUGCAUCAUCACUCAGCAAGUUUCCAGUGGAAUCUUCCUCUGUGGAUUUGGUCGUUUUAAUCUGGAAGUCUCUUGAUUUUCCUAUCGACCAACUGACUCAAGAAGUCCUCAGAGUGCUAAAAGCUGGUGGGACAACUCUUAUUCACAAGUCCUCCCAAUCUGCUGUGGGUUCAGGUGAUAAGAUGAUACCUGAUCUUGAAAACAAGUUAUUAUUGGCAGGAUUUUCAGAAAUACAGGCUUUACAAUCUUCUGUGAUCAAAGCUAAAAAGCCUUCAUGGAAAAUUGGUUCAUCUUUUGCACUAAAGAAGUUUGUGAAAAGUUCACCCAAGGUGCAAAUUGAUUUUGAUUCAGAUCUGAUUGAUAAAAAUAGUCUUUUGUCUGAAGAAGAUUUGAAGAAACCUGAACUGCCAUCUGGGGAUUGUGAAAUCGGACCUACAAGAAAGGCCUGCAAAAAUUGCUCAUGUGGAAGGGCAGAAGAAGAGGAGAAAGUGUUGAAGUUAGGAUUGACAGCAGAACAGAUUAAUAAUCCUCAAUCAGCUUGUGGCAGUUGUGGGUUAGGGGAUGCGUUUAGGUGCAGUACCUGCCCUUACAAGGGACUGCCUGCCUUCAAAAUGGGCGAGACGAUGGGAGAAGGUGCGGAAUACAAGAGCGGUUUGAAGAAGGCGAAGGUGUUGAAAGCAUUAUUGGAGGAUCCAAUACUCGCAGAUGUACCGAAGAAUCCAACCCUGGAAGAUGUGGAAACUCUCAUUGGACUCGAAUUGGGUAGUGCAAUGCGAAUUACAGUUUUGAAAUUGGAUACAACCUCGUUUGAUGUGAUUCUAAUGAAUACGGCAACGCUCAAGGAUUUGAAACUUGCUAUCAAGAAGAAGGUUAAUUACAUGGAACAAUCUAGUAUGGGUCACCGCCAUAUUUCUUGGAGAAGUGUUUGGGCUAAUUAUUGUUUGUCAUUCGAUAACAACAAGCUCCUUAACGAUGAUGAUGUGCUUCAAAAUUUGGGCGUUCGGAAUAAUUCUCAGAUACAUUUUGUAUGCAGAUACAUUUUUGUCCCGUAUGUCAUGACAAAAGAAUCUAGAAGACACUCAAAAAGGAGAAAGCAUCGGUUUUUUCAUGGCCUUAGUAAGCUUUCCUGAUCAACAAAAGCUGUAAUGUAAUAGACAAAUAAUGUGUCUGAAAUUGAGUCUAUUGACAGAUAGCGAUCAUACUACACUUCCUAUCUGUCAGUAGACUCAAUUUCAGACACAUUAUAUGGAGUCACCCGGCAUUCUCCCAUGGUAUUAGGUUUAAACUCAGCAACAACAGGCAAGCCCCAAUCCAUCUCCAACAUAAUUGUUAUCAGCUUCCCAGCAUAUUGGUAAAUUUUUUGUCCCAUUUCCAUGGUGCACAGUCUAAGACUUACCUGCCACCGAAAUAUUAUCGAAAAAACAGAAGCCCGUAGCUUUGUCGAGUUCGGCAUGAUGCCCCGACGACAAAAAUAGACACAGCAGAUUAAACAGAUUAAAUAGUUACGCGUAUCGAGCGGUGAUGUCACCAGACUCAAGCAGGUCCCAAAUGGCAGAGACACGAUCAAGUUUUUUCUUGUAAAUUGGAAAAUGUGUGUAUUAUAACUAAUAAGGGUUCUUCAUUUUUUUAAUUGCAUGUAUUGUCAUCAAAAAAAAUUGUGUGUUGCAUAUUAUUUUGGUUAUAAUGAGAAAUGCGUAUAAAAAAAUUCAACAUUUUUUA